Molecule: messenger RNA, 1281 nt
Organism: Rotaria sp. Silwood1
Lineage: Eukaryota; Metazoa; Rotifera; Eurotatoria; Philodinida; Philodinidae
Source: the annotation of a GenBank genome assembly
AUGUAUACAUAUAUAUAUGUAUGUUUAAUUAUAGAAGAAACAGAGCCAUCUCAAAUAAAAGAUAUUGAUCCAAAACGACCACAACAACGUCAAGCACUUGGUAGUGAUCUUAUUGAUCCUUAUUAUGCAUUCAAUCCUGAUUAUAUGGGUGGUAAUAUGCCUAAUAUUCCACUUUAUCAAAAUAAUCUCGAUAUAAUUGGACCAAGUUCUUGUAGAUGUUCAUGUAGUUAUAUGUCAUUUGGACCACCAAUAACAUGUAUUAAUGCUCAAACAUGUAUUGCUUAUUGUUUACAAAUGUAUCCAGGACAAUGUACACUUAUAAAUACAUAUGGUUGUUGUGGUUCAUCAUGUCAAUAUUUUCAAAGUCAAUCACUUGAUAAUCGUUAUUGUUUAUGUAAUUGUGCUGGUCAACAAUAUUUUAAUCCAGUUGAUACAUGUAUGUCAUCACAAGCAUGUUUAACAAGAUGUUUAUCAAAUUUUCCUCAAAUUUGUAUACCAAUAGCAACACAAGCAUGUUGUGGACAAGAUUGUAGAUCAUAUUCUCAAACAGUUGCUAAUGCAUGUGCUUGUCGUUGUCAAGGAAAUACAUAUUAUCCAUCACCAAAAUGUAGUAAUCCAGAAGAAUGUGUUAGUACAUGUAUGACGACUUAUGGUGAUUGUACUUAUAGUGAUACUCAAGGUUGUUGUGGUGCAGCAUGUUCAUCAUAUAUACCAACAUGUGCAUGUAAUUGUGGUCCAGAAUUUAGAACAAUAACUUCUGUUCCAUGUCAAAAUAGUCUAUUAUGUGCUGAUACAUGUAUUAAUUCUUAUAGUGCAUGUACACAAGAUAAUACUCAAUCAUGUUGUGGAAAUGAUUGUAUUAAUGUAUUUCCAUCAUGUACUUGUAUGUGUGGUACAAAUGUAUUUACAACAUUACCUAUGUCAUGUGGUUCAGCUCAACAAUGUGUUCAAGCAUGUUUAGAAUUAGUUGGUCAAUGUAAUAUAGCUAAUACUCGUGGUUGUUGUGGAAGUGAUUGUCAAGGUUUUAUUCCAACAUGUCAAUGUCAAUGUGGUUCAAGAAUUUAUUAUACAACAUCAAUUUGUGCUAAUGCUGAACAAUGUACAAAUACAUGUAUUAGUCAAUAUGGUUAUGUUUGUUCUCCAACAAAUACAAUUGGAUGUUGUAAUGGAACUUAUUGUACAAAACGAAAUCGUUUUUUAGGUGUUAGUAAAUCUUAUAAAUUUCAAAUAUCAUAUGCUACUAUUUUAUUCUCAAUGAGUUAUUUUGUAUUUUCUAUUUAA